AUGGCAACUGGUAAAGAAAAAUGUUUUACAUGUGCCAAAGAUAAAAUUGUAUACUUAUGCGAAGGAUGUUCACAAAAAUUUUGUUUAACGGACUUAACAAAACAUCGUCAAACACUUCAUAAAGAAUAUGAGUCAAUCAUCGCCGAUUGUGAUGAAUUUCGGCAAAAAAUUAUCGAACAGAAAGAUGAUCCAAAUCAACAUUUAUUAAUACAAAAAAUUGCCACAUGGGAAACAAAAUCAAUUAAGAAAAUUAGACAAACAGCAGAAGAAUGCAGACAGACAUUACUUCAGCAGACAAAUGACAAUCUUAUUGAAACAGAGAAGGAAUUGAAUAAAUUUAUAGCAGAUUCCAGACAAAUUCGUCAAGACGAUGAUUUUAAUGAAAUUCAUUUAAAUCAACUGAAAAUAAUAUUAGAAAAACUGAAAAAAGAAUUCGAUCGACCAUCAAGUAUAUCAAUUCAAGAAGAUACUACAGCAUUUAUAAGCAAACUAUCAGUCUCAACGAACAUUAGCAAAGCCGUAAACACUAGUCCAAAUGAUAUUGAUUUAAGUGGUAAAUGGACGUGUGACGAUGGUGGAUUGUAUUAUAUUCGACAAUUGAAUAAUGUAAUAUGGUGGUUUGGCGUUCAACAGGUCACCAGCAAUCAAAAACCGAGGUUUUCUAAUGUUCUUCACGGCACGAUUGAUUCAUCUGUAGUGAAUGCGCAAUGGUGCGACGUUCCAUUAGGUCGAGAUAAUUUGAGUGGUUUAAUUACGUUCGAAAUCAUUAAUGUUGGUGAACUAAAAAAAACAUCAUUUACAGGAUCAUUUGGUGGUUCAGCAUGGAAAAGGCAAUAA
This is a messenger RNA of Rotaria sp. Silwood1, 837 nucleotides long. The record is from the annotation of a GenBank genome assembly. NCBI's taxonomy places the organism in Eukaryota, Metazoa, Rotifera, Eurotatoria, Philodinida, Philodinidae.